GGUUAUCUCCUUUAUCAGUCACUUAAAACCCAUACCUAUAAUAUUUUAGUAAACGAGAUAACAGAUAUCAAUUUAUAUCAGUAGUAAUAGUGAUGAAGAGUACGACAUAGCGUUAAAAGGUGCUGUUAUGAAAUUUGAUAUCACCAUGAAAAAUUUGCAAUGGAUUCUGCUUUCAAUUUGUUUUGGUUUAAUAAAUUGUAAAUCAACUAAUAAUCUGACAAUUGAACAACAGCUUUUAACCAAUGGAAGUCCCAUCACAAAUCAACUUAACGCAAACAAACAAAUUAUUUUAUUAUAUCGAAACUUUACGUCGAUAAACCCCUACAGGAUAAUCACAUCUUCCGAGAAUGCCAAGAAGGAAUUUCCCGUUUUGAUUGUUGCUGAACAGAGAACUCAAGUGACAGCAUGGUCUAUUCCGAUGCUUAUCGAAUCGACUAAACCAGGAGUAGAAUACUCUUAUAAUAUGUCCUCUAAAACAUUGUGUCAUGAUUAUAUGAACAUUAUAAUUCUUUCUCCAGGAAUUAUGAUAGUACGCCCUUUAUAUUUCCAACAAAAUUUCAUAGUGGCAUUGUCAACGGCGAGCACAACUGAUGUAAACGUAACUGUGCAAUUGAAAGAAGAGCCGGAUUUUUACCUAAUACAAGAUAAACCGUAUAACAUGACGGUGGGACCCAGUGAGCCAAGAUAUGCUUAUUUCAGAUUCGAAAAGGACACUGCUGACACGGUCGUCAUCGAAGUAGAUUCAGAAGACGAACUCUGUCUUACAAUUUCUGUCCAGGACAGCAAGUGCCCGGUUUUUGACAAUAACAAAGAUGUAAAAUAUGAGGGCAUCCAUCAAACAAUCAAUACAAAAGGUGCUAUUACUUUAUUGAAACGCAGUUACAAAGAUGGAUUCUUCCUUGUUUUCGUCGCGAAACCAGAUACCUAUGACUGCAGUCAGGAAAGCUCAAAUCUACCGAGACUGACAAGAACCGUUUCCAUAGAGCAGAUGGUUCGCACACAUGUUAACUUUAUUAUCAGAAAUAGCAUUACAGCAAAUGAUUACACUAUCGCUGUAGGUGCUACAUUUUUAAUAUUAAUCGGUUCCGGUAUCCUGGUGACUGUAGCUGCGCUUAUCUUCCAUAGGUAUGGGACCAUUGCUAGAAAUAAGUACGAAGAUGUCAUAGUAUCGGACUAUUUUGAAGCUUUGUCUGAAGAACAGAUCAGCUCAUUGCUGAGGAAACUUGAUCUACAUGUGUCCGAAUUAUCAAGACAUCCUAAUAGAAUCAAAAAAAGGUCUUACAACUAUUUGUAUCAUACGUUGAGUAUCGCCAUAUUUUACAGCAUACCUGUAGUUCAGCUAGUUUUCACCUACCAGAGGAUCGUUAAUCGCACUGGAGAUGAAGACAUGUGUUACUAUAACUUCCUAUGCGCACAUCCUGCCUUUCGUUUCAGCGACUUCAAUCAUAUUUUCUCCAAUAUCGGCUACGUUAUUUUCGGCAUCAUUUUCAUUUGUGUAGUUGCUGACAGGCAUAGAAUAAUCAAGUUGAGAAAGGACAAAGGAAUACCAGUGCAUUAUGGAAUAUUUCAUGCUAUGGGCGUGGCUUUAAUUAUUGAAGGGUUGUUGUCAGCAUGUUACCAUAUUUGCCCGAGUCAGUCCAAUUAUCAAUUCGAUACAAGUUUUAUGUACAUUAUGGCAGUUUUAUGCAUGGUAAAGUUAUACCAGAACCGUCAUCCAGAUAUUAAUGCCACUGCGUACACAACGUUUACUGUUUUGGGAUGUGCCAUAUUUAUGGCUAUGAUUGGAAUUUUGAACGGAAACUUAGCCAUCUGGAUCAUCUUCGUAGUAUGCUACACGUUGCUCUGUUUAUUUUUAUCAUUAAAAAUUUAUUUCCUUAACUACGUCGUCGAUGGAUUAAAUCAGUUUCGAAGUUCCGUCACCAAGAAAGGUUUUACUCAACACGCACUUAAACCUAUACGGAAAGCUAGAUUUAUAAUACUGCUGAUAGCGAAUAUAGCGAAUUAUUCAAUGUUGAUUUGUGGGCUCUUGUUGUAUAGCGACAACGUCACUGACUUUGGAACUUUCUUGUUAGCGUUAUUGAUGGGUAACAGCGUCAUUCAUUGUGUGUUUUAUACGUGUAUGAAGCUGAUAAGCAAAGAAAAAAUUUGUUAUGAAGCAAUUCUGUAUGGGGUUCUCGCAAUAGUGUGUUGGGGUUCAUCAAGUGUAUUUUUCUUAGAUGCAGCAACUUUAUGGACGGUCACACCUGCAGAAUCUCGUCAAUGGAACCAAGAAUGUAUAGUCUUCAAGUUCUUCGAUAAACACGAUAUUUGGCACCUACUGAGUGCCCCAGCUCUCUAUUUUACUUUUAUGUAUUUGAUGUCUUUGGACGAUGACAUACUUGAUGUAGAACAAAGAGAUCUACAAGUAUUCUAGAUUAUGGGUUUAAAUUUGCAGAAGAAUACUGUUCUAAACCAAUAUUAAUUUGAUAUAUUGGUAUUUGUAGGAUUUAAUAAACUAAAACAGGAUUGACUUUUGACCUAUUGUGGAUGUUAAGACAGUGUACCUUUAUCGCUGUAAUUUGACCGAUUUUGAUCUAUACCGAUUUAUUGGUGAGGUCUAUUUGUACCGAUGUAAUAACUUAAGACUAUCAAUCAGUCAGCAACGAAACUCCUCUUGUGCCUUCUACACUUAUCUGUUCGUUGCUAGUUGUUGUCAAUAUCUCACAUUCUGACUUUGAUGUUAUUUAGCUACAUUUCUCCAAUAAACAAUAUUUCUUGUCCAACUUUCAUUCUUGUUAUGCCAUGUAUCAUACCCAGUUCAUUUUAAAUCAAUUAAAAUUAAAUUAAAUUAAAAUUAAUUUCAACAAAUUUAAUCGAUUACAUUUUCCACAAUGUUUCCCUUUCUUAUAUCUUUAUUUGUUACGUUGCGGUCUUGGAGAAACUACCAACAGUGCUUGCUCUCGAUGUAUGAAUCAAUAUUUACAAUCAAAAUGUAUUUCAACAGGUUCUAUCCUUGAAAAAUUUGACAAUCUUCUCUCUUUUUAAUAUAUGAUUCCUAUAUCAUCUGUAGAAUUUAUUUUGUGCAUUUCUGUUGCAUUCGAGAAAUCCAAAAAGUGAAUAUUAUACAGGGUGUUGUAUUUGAAAUAACAAAGUGGAUUGGCCACCUCCGUCUACCCAACAGACGGAGUAAUCACCUGAAUAAAUCACAAUAUUUCUUCAAAAUACCUUAACGCACGACCUUCUACGCAAUACCGAUAACAAGGUAUUCGGUCAUUGGUAUUAUCAGCAUUGUGUACAAGGCCGUGCGUUAAGGUAUUUUGAAGAAAUAUUAUGAUUUAGUCACUUGAUUACUCCGUCUGUUCGGUAGACGGAGUAACAUCAUUCGACGUGUUCGAGCGUUUUUUGAACAUACCCCCAUUUCUCUGUCCCACUCUGUACAUACCAAAGGUGACAUUUGUAAUGAUGUGCCAUAUCAUUGUUUUAUAGAUACCAAAGAAGUUACAUCAUAUUAUUCGUGUUUUAUAUUAUAAAAACAACCUGUAAAUGAUCAACUGUGAUAACUUAUUUAAUAAAGCUUUUUUAAUA
Molecule: messenger RNA, 3564 nt
Organism: Diabrotica virgifera virgifera (western corn rootworm)
Lineage: Eukaryota; Metazoa; Arthropoda; Insecta; Coleoptera; Chrysomelidae
Gene: Sira
Product: SID1 transmembrane family member 1
Exons: 14
Coding region: 128-2413 (761 amino acids)
Cellular component (GO): membrane
Source: RefSeq, a predicted model, not a curated record